CGCAGCAGCCGCCGCCACGGCCGUCGCCGCGGUGCGCUCUCCAGCCCGGCCGGGCCGAGCCAGCGCUGCGCGCCGAGGGACCUGGAGUGAUGAUGUUUCCUGAAACCGCCACCUGGGCAAUGAGUAUGAGCCUCGGGGCACUGCUGGAAGUAUAACUCUACGCAUAAAAGAAGACCUGGACCAGCCAUGCUGUUUAUAUGGACAGUUCCACAGUAAUGAAUCAGUGUGUCUUCAGAGGGAUGGAAGAAAACAAGGAAAGGCCCAGGAGGCAGCGGCAAAACAACUUCCCCAUGUUCUCCUCCCCUAAAGCCUGGAAUUUCAGAGGGCGAAAACGCAAGCAGAGCACCCAAGAUGAGGAUGCUGUUAGCCUUUGUAGUCUCGACAUAAGUGAGCCUAGUAAUAAACGUGUCAAACCCCUUUCCAGAGUCACGUCACUAGCAAACCUCAUCCCACCCGUGAAGGCCACACCGUUAAAGCGCUUCAGCCAAACCCUGCAGCGUUCCAUCAGCUUCCGCAGCGAGAGCCGUCCUGACAUCCUCGCCCCCCGACCCUGGUCCAGAAAUGCUGCCCCCUCAAGCACGAAGCGGAGAGACAGCAAGCUGUGGAGUGAGACCUUCGAUGUGUGCGUCAAUCAGAUGCUUCCGUCCAAGGAAAUCAAACGUCAGGAGGCAAUCUUUGAGCUUUCCCAAGGGGAAGAAGACUUGAUAGAGGACUUGAAAUUGGCAAAAAAGGCCUAUCAUGACCCCAUGCUGAAACUCUCCAUAAUGACAGAACAAGAGUUGAAUCAAAUUUUUGGAACACUGGACUCUCUCAUUCCUCUACACGAAGAGCUCCUUAGUCAACUUCGAGAUGCUCGGAAGCCUGAUGGCUCCACCGAACAUGUCGGUCACAUCCUCGUGGGCUGGCUGCCUUGUCUCAGCUCCUAUGACAGCUACUGCAGCAAUCAAGUCGCCGCCAAAGCUCUGCUGGACCACAAAAAACAAGACCACCGAGUCCAGGAUUUCCUACAGCGAUGUUUAGAAUCCCCCUUUAGCCGCAAGCUAGAUCUCUGGAAUUUUCUUGAUAUUCCAAGGAGCCGUCUAGUGAAAUACCCUCUGCUUCUUCGAGAAAUCUUGAGGCACACACCAAAUGAUAAUCCAGAUCAGCAACACCUGGAAGAAGCUAUAAACAUCAUUCAGGGAAUCGUGGCAGAAAUCAACACCAAGACUGGGGAAUCUGAGUGCCGCUAUUACAAAGAGCGGCUUCUUUACUUGGAAGAAGGCCAGAAAGACUCUCUAAUCGACAACUCGAGAGUGUUGUGCUGUCAUGGAGAACUGAAGAACAAUCGAGGGGUGAAACUGCAUGUUUUCCUGUUCCAAGAAGUGCUUGUGAUCACUCGAGCUGUCACCCACAAUGAGCAGCUCUGCUAUCAGUUGUACCGGCAGCCGAUCCCUGUAAAGGACCUUCUGCUGGAAGACCUGCAGGAUGGAGAAGUGAGGCUGGGCGGCUCCCUGCGCGGGGCAUUUAGCAACAAUGAGAGAAUUAAAAACUUCUUCAGAGUAAGUUUCAAAAACGGUUCCCAAAGUCAGACCCACUCACUACAAGCCAACGACACCUUCAACAAACAGCAGUGGCUCAACUGCAUUCGUCAAGCCAAAGAAACGGUUCUAUGUGCUGCUGGGCAGGCCGGGGUUCUGGACUCCGAGGGACCAUUCCUAAAUCCUGCCACUGGGAGCCGGGAGCCACAGGGAGAAACAAAACUUGAGCAGAUGGACCAAUCGGACAGUGAGUCAGACUGUAGUAUGGACACGAGUGAGGUCAGCCUCGACUGUGAGCGCAUGGAACAGACAGACUCUUCCUGUGGGAACAGCAGGUACAUCGAAAGCAACGUCUGACAGAGCCGCGCAUCUUACUGUACAGUGUUUGCAUUCCACACACGGGACGGUUUGGAGAAGCACUUUUUAAUACUUUUGUGACCGUGUGGACCCCGUCUCUUGUAUCUUGUAUCUUUAUCCCUAGUACUGUAACUGCCAAUCUGUCCGUGUAAGCUGGGGUCUGUGGCAACUCUUACCCUGUAUUGCAUUUCACAAGUGUCUGGAGGGAUGGAGAGGUACUUGAACAAGUUACUUUCACUUGUCCUGCUGGAUUUUAAAAAAUAGAAAAGAAUCUCUAAACUACUGUUUCAUGUAGAUUGCUUAAAGAGAAUCCUCCCUUGUUUCUCUAAUGCUUUUCUAGCUCUUUGACAUGAUAGCUGAAGGCAUGGAAUUUACAGGGCCUGGCAAACUGGGCAUGAGGAAGUCACUCGUGUAUUGUGAUGGUAUGUGCAGGAAAACGGGAAAAGAUCAGUCCUUGCAGUGAACUUGGUUCAAUGUUGUCCAACCAGAAAGCAUGAAAACAUCCCUGGGGAUGCUGGACACUUAAUUGUGCAAAGGAAGAAGCACUGUGUUGACCUUGCAGUGUCAUCAAGUGCAAAUUUGAUGCAAUAAUCUAUUAGGACGUGGAACAGUGUCUGACCUUGAAAGGACCAGCAUGAAAGCAGCCGCCAGCUCUGAAUCUUGACCUGAAAUGCAUUUGCACCGGGGCGGUGGGGGGUACCUGUCACAGUUGCUGGCUUGCCUUAGAGAGCCAUUUCUAGCCUAAGACACCAGAAUAGAACUCAAAAGUCCUGGGAAUACUCAGCAGGCUAAUAAGAAGGCCCAUCAUCAUUUUGUUUCAUGUGCCAAGGCCUGCUCAUAUUUUGGAGCAUUGAGGAAGAGGCCACAGGUGAGUCAGUGACUCUGUUUACAGAAACAUGUGAGAGGAAGAGUUUGGAAGAAGUGCUUCAUCAUGACCUUAGGCGGGAAACAUUAAGAGAAAAACAAGGUCCCGUGCCCUUCUGGGAAAGGCCAGAGCCUUGGGUUUUCCUGCUCUGCUUUUGGGUCAUCACUUUGCCGUCUCUGGCUCUGUGCUAUGAUCAGAGUCAUAAUUACAUUCUCCAUAGGCCAAUUUUAAUUAACUCUAUGAUUAAUUAGGGUCAGUUAGCCAAACUAGUAACCUCUUUGUCUAACCUUGAUUUACAAUGCAGAGUGGACUG
Messenger RNA from Mirounga angustirostris (Northern elephant seal), 3052 nucleotides. It is a transcript of the gene ARHGEF3, whose product is annotated as Rho guanine nucleotide exchange factor 3. Bases 198 to 1874 code for a protein of 558 amino acids. The transcript is spliced from 14 exons. The record is from RefSeq and is a predicted model, not a curated record. Gene Ontology annotation, biological process: intracellular signal transduction; positive regulation of Rho protein signal transduction. Gene Ontology annotation, molecular function: guanyl-nucleotide exchange factor activity. Lineage: Eukaryota; Metazoa; Chordata; Mammalia; Carnivora; Phocidae.